Pelobates fuscus (common spadefoot toad) is the source of this 3297-nucleotide messenger RNA. RefSeq lists its product as uncharacterized. Bases 1 to 3297 code for a protein of 1098 amino acids. The record is from RefSeq and is a predicted model, not a curated record. The transcript has 4 exons. Lineage: Eukaryota; Metazoa; Chordata; Amphibia; Anura; Pelobatidae.
AUGGCUGCACUGGCAUUCUGGUUGAAGCUGCGGGGGUGGGUAGAUUUUACUAAGCAUUUUGUGAUAAGACAAACGCUCAAGGGCUUAUGGAAGGGGACCAAGACCCAGGACGCCAGGAGACCGGUUUCCAUUGCGCUCCUAGGAAAUUUGGUGUUUUCCCUCCUGGACCUUUGCAUUGAUGGCUACAAAGCAGGUUUGUUUGAGGUGGCAUUCUUGCUGGCCUUUUACGGUGCUUUCCAGAUUGGGGAGUUGGUCAGCGCUAACCGAGCACUUUCGGUUUGGGCUCCACAAGCUGGGACUGCAGGCGAGCCAGUUCGGAUGCACUCCUUUAGGAUAGGUACCGCUACGGAGGCAAUGAGGUUAGGUUUUGGGGACGAGCUUGUGAAGAAGGUGUCUGUCGUAGAGGUGUCUGUCGAUGAAGUGUCUGUGGGUGAGGUGUCUGUCAGAGAGGUGUCUGUGGGUAAGGUGUCUGUGUGUGAGGUGUCUGUUGGAGAGGUGUCGGUCGGUAAGGUGUCUGUGGGUGAGGUGUCUGUUAGAGAGGUGUCCAUGGGUGAGGUGUCUGUGGGUAAGGUGUCUGUCGGAGAGGUGUCUGUCAGUGAAGUGUCUGUCGGAGAGGUGCCUGUUAGUGAGCUGUCAGUCGGUGAGGUGUCUGUUGGUGAAGUGUUUGUCGGAGAGGUGUCUGUCGGAGAUGUGACUGUCGGAGAGGUGUUUGUUGAUGAGGUGUCUCUUGGAGAGGUGUCUGUGGGUGAAGUGUCAGUCAAUGGGGUGUUUGUGGGUGAGGUGUCUGUCGGAGAGGUGUCUGUGGUUUCUGUGGGUGAGGUGUCGAUCGGUAAGGUGUCUGUCGGAGAGGUGUUUGUCAGUGAGGUGUCUGUGGGUGAGGUGUCCGUUGGAAAGGUGUCUGUGGUGUCUGUGGGUGAGGUGUCUGUUGGAGAGAUGUCAGUCGGUGAGGUGUCUGUGGGUGAGGUGUCUGCCGGAGAUGUGUCUGUCAGAGAGGUGCCUGUCGGAGAGGUGUCUGUCGGAGAGGUAUCUGUGGGUGAGGUGUCUGUCGGAGAGCUGUCUGUCGGAGAGGUGUCUGUGGGUGAGGUGUCUGCCGAAGAUGUGUCUGUCAGAGAGGUGUCUGUCAGAGAGGUAUCUGUGGGUGAGGUGUCUGUCGGAGAGCUGUCUAUCGGAGAGGUGUCUGUGGGUGAGGUGUUUUUUGGUGAGGUGUCUGUUGGUGAGGUAUCUGUUGGUGUGGUGUCUGUUAGAGAGGUGUCUAUCGGAGAGGUGUCUAUCGGAGAGGUGUCUGUGGGUGAGGUGUCUGUCGGAGAGCUGUCUGUCGGAGAGGUGUCUGUGGGUGAGGUGUCUGUGGGUGAGGUCUUUAUCGGUGAGGUGUCUGUUGGUAAGGUGUCUGUUAGAGAGGUGUCUGUCAGAGAGGUGUCUGUGGGUGAGGUGUCUGUCGGAGAGCUGUCUGUCGGAGAGGUGUCUGUGGGUGAGGUGUCUGUGGGUGAGGUGUUUAUCGGUGAGGUGUCUGUGGGUGAGGUGUUUAUCGGUGAGGUGUCUGUUGGUGAAGUGUCUGUUAGAGAAGUGUCUGUCGGAGAGGUGUCUGUUGGUGAGGUGUCAGUCAGUGAGGUAUCUGUGGGUGAGGUGUCUGUUGAUGACGUGUCUGUCGAUGACGUGUCUGUGGGUGAGGUGUCUGUGGGUGAGGUGUCUGUAGGAGAGGUGACUGUCAGCGAGGUGCCUGUGGGAGAGGUCUCUGUUGGAAAGGUGUUUGUCGGUGAGGUGUCUGUUGGUGACGUGUUUGUCGAUGAGGUGUCUGUCGGUGCGGUGUCUGUGGGUGUGGUGUCUUUCGGAGAGGUGUCUGUGGUGUCUGUGGGUGAGGUAUCUGUUAAAGAGGUGUCAGUUGGAGAAGUGUCUGUGGGUGAGGUGUCUGUGUGUGAAGUGUUUUUCGGUGAGGUGUCUAUCGGUGAGGUGUCUGUGGGUGAGGUGUCUGUGGGUGAGGUGUCUGUGGGUGAGGUGUCUGUGGGUGAGGUGUCUGUGGUUGAGGUGUUUGUUGGUGAGGUGUCUGUUGGUGAGGUGUCUGUUAGAGAGGUGUCUGUGGGUGAGGUGUCUGUCAAAGAGGUGUCUGUCGGAGAGGUAUCUGUGGGUGAGGUGUUUGUCGGAGAGCUGUCUGUAGGAGAGCUGUUUGACGGAGAGGUGUCUGUGGGUGAGGUGUUUUUCAGUGAGGUGUUUGUCCGUGAGAUGUCUGUUGAGGUGUCUGUGGUGUCUGUGGGUGAGGUGUUUGUUGGUGAGGUGUCUGUGGGUGAGGUGUCUGUCAGAGAGGUGUCUGUAGGUGAGGUGUCUGUCGGAGAGUUGUCUGUAGGUGAGGUGUUUGUUGGUGAGGUGUCUGUGGGUGAGGUGUCUGUCGGAGAGGUGUCUGUAGGUGAGGUGUUUGUUGGUGAGGUGUCUGUGGGUGAGGUGUCUGUGGGAGAGGUGUCUGUGGGUGAGGUGUCUGUCGGAGACGUGACUGUCAGUGAGGUGUCUGUUGGAGAGCUGUCUGUCGGAGAGGUGUCUGUGGGUGAGGUGUUUUUCGGUGAGGUGUCUGUCAGAGAGGUGUCUGUGGGUGAGGUGUCUCUUGGUGAGGUUUCUGUCAAUGAGGUGUCUGUGGGUGAGGUGUCUGUGGGUGAGGUGUCUGUCGGAGAGGUGUCUGUCGAUGAGGUGCCUGUGGGUGAGGUGUCUGUGGGUGAGGUGUCUGUCGGAGAGGUAUCUGUGGGUGAGGUGUUUGUCGGAGAGCUGUCUGUCGGAGAGCUGUUUGACGGAGAGAUGUCUGUAGGUGAGGUGUUUUUCGGUGAGGUGUCUGUCGGUGAGGUGUUUGUCGGUGAGAUGUCUGUUGGUGAGGUGUCUGUUGGAGAGGUGUCUGUGGUGUCUGUGGGUGAGGUGUCUGUUGGAGAGGUAUCAGUCAGUGAGGUGUCUGUGGGUGAGGUGUAUGUCGGAGAGGUGUCUGUAGGUGAGGUGUCUGUCGGAGAGGUGUUUUUCGGUGAGGUGUUUGUUGGUGAGGUGUCUGUGGGUGAGGUGUCUGUGGGUGAGGUGUCUGUCGGAGAGGUGUCUGUGGGUGAGGUGUCUGUCAGAGAGGUGUCUGUCGGAGAGCUGUCUGUCGGAGAGGUGUCUGUGUGUGAGGUGUUUUUCGGUGAGGUGUCUGUCAGAGAGGUGUCUGUGGGUGAGGUGUCUGUUGGUGAGGUUUCUGUCAAUGAAGUGUCUGUGGGUGAGGUGUCUGUUGGAGAGGUGUCUGUCGAUGAGGUGCCUGUGGGUGAGGUGUCUGUAGGAGAGGUGUCUGUAGGAUAG